This is a messenger RNA of Rhinocladiella mackenziei CBS 650.93, 1317 nucleotides long. RefSeq lists its product as uncharacterized. The coding region runs from base 1 to 1317 and encodes 438 amino acids. Gene Ontology annotation, cellular component: pyruvate dehydrogenase complex. Lineage: Eukaryota; Fungi; Ascomycota; Eurotiomycetes; Chaetothyriales; Herpotrichiellaceae. The record is from RefSeq and is a predicted model, not a curated record. Gene Ontology annotation, biological process: pyruvate decarboxylation to acetyl-CoA. The transcript has a single exon. Gene Ontology annotation, molecular function: dihydrolipoyllysine-residue acetyltransferase activity.
AUGGCUGCCCGGCAGUCAGUGCGGCUGCUCGCACGCCAAAUCACCUCUCAAUGCUCACAACCUCCACCUCUCGCUCGACGAACAUUCUCCUCAAUCUCCCCCUGCCUCUCUGCGCAUAAUUUUGCGAUGCCUGCCAUGUCACCCACCAUGACCGAAGGAAAUAUUUCAAGUUGGAGAGUCAAAGAGGGCGAUUCUUUCUCGGCCGGAGACGUUCUACUAGAAAUCGAGACCGACAAGGCUACCAUGGACGUCGAAGCUCAAGAUGAUGGUGUUAUGGUCAAGAUCUUUGCUGAAAAUGGCACAAAAUCUGUCAAAGUUGGCGCAAGGAUAGCUGUGUUCGGUGACCCUGGCGAUGAUGUGUCGAGUUUAGAAAUUCCCCCCGACGACUCUAAACCAGUACAACCUGAGCCAAAGGCAGAAUCCACUCCACCGAAGGAGACAAAGACCACCCCGGAAACCAAGAAACCAGCAAAAGAUCAACCAAAAAUUACUCCUACCGGACCAGGCCAAAACCCGAAAUACCCUCUUUACCCCUCUGUCAUUGCCCUCAUCCAUGAGAACCAUAUCCCGGAUCAAGACGUCGCCAAAAUCACCGCCACUGGUCCGAAUGGUCGACUCUUGAAGGGCGACGUGCUGGCAUAUCUGGGCGCCAUUAAAUCCGACUACUCAGCCCAACAAUCUAAACGAAUCGAACACAUGGCUCACCUAGACCUAAGCAAUGUCAAGGUCAUGCCAACAGCACCCAAACCGACAGCUGCUCCUACGGCUGCUCCUCCAGCGGAAGUCCCUAUUCCAAAACUCAGCAGCAUCAGCUUGACCGUCUCCUUAGCCGAAGUACUCAAAGUACAGAAACGAAUCGAAGACACACUAGGCGUGACAGUACCACUGUCCACCUUCCUUGCCCGUGCUGUCGACCUAGCCAACGACGAUCUUCCCAAACCCGAGGAUACCAAACCCUCAGCCGACGACCUCUUCAAUGCCGUACUCGGAUUGAACUCCAUUCCCACGACCUCAAGGGGCACCUAUCUCCCUCAAAUUGAUGCGUUGCCCCACCCAACGCCUAGAAAAGCCCUCUCGCGAUCCAAACCAUCCAUAUCAAGGAAGCCGGACAUCAUCGACAUUUUAUCCGGGAAAGCUAUUCCUAAACGCUCUUCCUCUUCCUCGUCGCGGGUAGCAGGACGCAACUUGACUACGGCAGACGGCGCUAUAAACGUCUUCAGCCUGACAGUCCCAGCAGGUGAGGAACAACGCGCUCGCACCUUUCUCGAGCGCGUCAAGACCGUAUUGCAAGUUGAACCUGGAAAAUUAAUCCUCUAG